AUGAAGAAUUUAAAGAAAGUGGUGACUAAAGAGGAGGUAAAAUGCAGAAAAAAAAGCUACUCAGGAGGUGCCCACUGUCCCCAUGAUGGCUGCGCCAGAGCCCCAGGAGCCUGGGAAGGGGAAGGUGGAAUUAGAAGAUCAUGUGACAUUGGAGUAGGAGGAUUUAUCUUGGUGACUUUAGGAUGCUGGUUCCAUUGUAGGUAUAAUUAUGCAAAGCUAAGAAUCCAGGAAAGACUUGCCAGAGAAGGAAUUAAAAACAAGAUUUUAUAUGAAAGUACCCACCUUGAUCCUGAAAGAAAACAAACCAAUGGCGGCAGCACCAGCAAUUGAGCAGUCUUGAGCAUAGAAAACCCAGAUAUAACUCACUUCAGUGUAAACAAAGCUGAGAUCAACUAUAGUAAGCAUUUUAUAUACCAUAAGACUUUCAAUCAAGUAAAU
Messenger RNA from Physeter macrocephalus (sperm whale), 438 nucleotides. Its product is annotated as cytochrome c oxidase assembly protein COX20, mitochondrial-like. The transcript is spliced from 3 exons. Gene Ontology annotation, cellular component: mitochondrial inner membrane; mitochondrion. The record is from RefSeq and is a predicted model, not a curated record. NCBI's taxonomy places the organism in Eukaryota, Metazoa, Chordata, Mammalia, Artiodactyla, Physeteridae. Bases 1 to 330 code for a protein of 109 amino acids. Gene Ontology annotation, biological process: mitochondrial respiratory chain complex IV assembly.